Messenger RNA from Anarrhichthys ocellatus (wolf-eel), 753 nucleotides. RefSeq names its product very long-chain acyl-CoA synthetase-like. The transcript has 4 exons. Gene Ontology annotation, cellular component: endoplasmic reticulum membrane; plasma membrane. Gene Ontology annotation, biological process: long-chain fatty acid import into cell; long-chain fatty acid metabolic process. The annotation marks the transcript as partial. NCBI's taxonomy places the organism in Eukaryota, Metazoa, Chordata, Actinopteri, Perciformes, Anarhichadidae. Gene Ontology annotation, molecular function: long-chain fatty acid-CoA ligase activity; long-chain fatty acid transmembrane transporter activity. The record is from RefSeq and is a predicted model, not a curated record.
ACCCCCUUAAAAACUGCUGACAGGUGUUUUUUGGCCCCACCUCCACUAUUUCUUCUAUGUUUGAUAAGAUUUUUACAGUCAGUCAAUUCCAGCAACUAUCAAUCAUGUAUUUUUGUAAUAUUUGCAAAAUGCUUGAUCUAUUAAUUUUCUUUUUUUAUGUGACAAUGCAGAAAGAAAAUGACAAGGAACAUAAAGUAAGAAUGGCCAUUGGCAACGGGAUCAGAGCAGAGAUAUGGAGGGAGUUUCUCAAUCGCUUUGGAAACAUUCAGGUCCGAGAGUUUUACGCCUCCACAGAGGGAAAUGUGGGAUUUAUCAACUACGCCGGGAAAAUUGGAGCUAUUGGGCGAGUUAACUUUUUUCAUCAGAAGCUGUUUCCCUUCACUCUUAUUAAGUACGACACGGAGCGGGAUGAACCGAUUCGAGAUGCUAACGGCCUCUGUGUGGUGUCGCUCAAAGGUGAGACAGGACUGCUGGUGUCGAAGAUCACAGACAUCGCUCCUUUCGUGGGAUACGCCCAGAACGAGGAACAAACGGAAAGGAAAAGACUUCGCAAUGUUCUCAAGAAGGGAGAUCUUUACUUCAACAGUGGAGACCUAAUGAAGAUUGAUAAAGACAACUUCAUUUACUUUCAGGAUCGUGUAGGUGACACAUUCAGGUGGAAAGGUGAGAAUGUGGCCACAAACGAGGUGUCUGACAUCCUGACGCUCAGUGAUUGUCUCAAAGAGGCCAACGUUUAUGGAGUCCAAGUGCCAG